Messenger RNA from Oncorhynchus masou masou (cherry salmon), 1202 nucleotides. Its product is annotated as polyubiquitin-B-like. Gene Ontology annotation, biological process: protein ubiquitination; modification-dependent protein catabolic process. Gene Ontology annotation, molecular function: protein tag activity; ubiquitin protein ligase binding; RNA binding. NCBI's taxonomy places the organism in Eukaryota, Metazoa, Chordata, Actinopteri, Salmoniformes, Salmonidae. Gene Ontology annotation, cellular component: nucleus; cytoplasm. The record is from RefSeq and is a predicted model, not a curated record.
UGGUGGAGGGAUACGUAACCGGCAAUGUAUAAAUAACACAGCCCUUUGUUUGAGAUAACAGACUCGUUUCCUGAAGACUCAAGAGCAGCGCCGUUGAUAAUUUGUUUUGUCAAGAUGCAGAUCUUUGUAAAGACCUUAACUGGUAAGACCAUCACACUGGAGGUGGAACCCAGUGACACCAUCGAGAACGUUAAGGCCAAGAUCCAGGACAAGGAGGGCAUCCCCCCAGACCAGCAGCGUCUGAUCUUUGCCGGCAAGCAGCUGGAAGAUGGCCGCACCCUGUCCGACUACAACAUCCAGAAGGAGUCCACCCUCCAUCUUGUGCUCCGUCUGAGGGGAGGUAUGCAGAUCUUCGUUAAAACCCUGACUGGUAAGACCAUCACCCUCGAGGUUGAGCCCAGUGACACCAUCGAGAACGUCAAGGCCAAGAUCCAGGACAAGGAGGGCAUCCCCCCAGACCAGCAGCGUCUGAUCUUUGCCGGCAAGCAGCUGGAAGAUGGCCGCACCCUGUCCGACUACAACAUCCAGAAGGAGUCCACCCUCCAUCUUGUGCUCCGUCUGAGGGGAGGUAUGCAGAUCUUCGUUAAAACCCUGACUGGUAAGACCAUCACCCUCGAGGUUGAGCCCAGUGACACCAUCGAGAACGUCAAGGCCAAGAUCCAGGACAAGGAGGGCAUCCCCCCAGACCAGCAGCGUCUGAUCUUUGCCGGCAAGCAGCUGGAAGAUGGCCGCACCCUGUCCGACUACAACAUCCAGAAGGAGUCCACCCUCCAUCUUGUGCUCCGUCUGAGGGGAGGUAUGCAGAUCUUCGUUAAAACCCUGACUGGUAAGACCAUCACCCUCGAGGUUGAGCCCAGUGACACCAUCGAGAACGUCAAGGCCAAGAUCCAGGACAAGGAGGGCAUCCCCCCAGACCAGCAGCGUCUGAUCUUUGCCGGCAAGCAGCUGGAAGAUGGCCGCACCCUGUCCGACUACAACAUCCAGAAGGAGUCCACCCUUCACCUGGUCCUGCGUCUUCGUGGAGGCAACUAGUUCUAUUCUUAACAAUGUCACAUCUUAACCCCAAUUUCCCUCAUCCCAAAUUCCCUCCUAACCUCCAACCCCACCUUUUGAACUCACUCCAAUCCCACCCCUGACUUCCCCUCCACCCUAAUCCCCAGCUCUUUAAAAAAAAAAAAUCAAUAAAUUUCAAGCAUUCCUGA